Messenger RNA from Cuscuta campestris, 2617 nucleotides. The record is from the annotation of a GenBank genome assembly. Lineage: Eukaryota; Viridiplantae; Streptophyta; Magnoliopsida; Solanales; Convolvulaceae.
ACCCAAGAUGGAAUUAAUUUGGGAGAAAUUUAAUUAGGACAACCCAAGAUGGAAUCAUCCAUUCCCCGUUUCCUUCUCCUGAAUUCGCCAUUUGAAUUUCCAGCUUUGCAUUAUACUCUGGGUAAAAAUUUCCUGCAUUUUCUUCCUCUGCUCAUCUCCCUGCGUGUAACGAUCUUCCAUUUCGAUCAAGCUAUUGCCAAUUUAAUUGUGGAGCAAGCUUUCAGAUAUCAUGAAGAAAAAGAUUUAUGCAGAAUAUGAUUCUCUUGGGGAAGGCAAGAUAAGCCUCUGCCGACUGGGCCGACUGUGUGGGAGGCACAAGGAUACAUAUAUGCUUGAAGCUUGAGAAAUAUUCAAUACAACAAAAGACCAAGCGAAAAUGUAACAAUUGCUUCACUUCACGUUCAAGAAGUAGCUGGUGCCUUGUAGACUCAGCAUUGGUUGGAGGAGGAGUCUGGGUUGUUCUUCAAGAUGAGACAUUUGGAGAAAAUUGUGCUUGAUGGGGAUUGGCAAAGAGCAGUCAAGUACAUAUCGGGUUUCACAAGCGCCAAUGAAAACCAAUUGUCUAAGGAAAUUUUCUUCUUGAUUAAGAAACAAAAAUAUUUGGAAACACUCUACAGAGGAGACCGUGGCAAGGCUUUGGAAAUUCUAACAAAUGAAUUUCAAGUGUGCUCCACUUCUAACGAUAAUGUGCCUAGGGAGUUGAUGGAUCUACUGACCUUAAAGAACUUCAGGGACAAUGAGGAGCUGGCAAAUUGCGCGAAUCCCCAAUCAGCUAGAGCACUUGUAUUUUUGGAGCUAAAGAAAUUGAUUCAGGCAAAUCCAGCUUUUCAUGAUAAGCUCAAUUUUCCUGCAAUAACAAGGGCGAGGUUGCGGACAAUGGUUAACCAAAGUCUGAAUUGGCAGCACAAGGUCUGCCGUAAUCCGAAUCCCAACCCUGAAAUCAAGACUCUUUUUGUAGACCAUAUUUGUGGUCAACAAAAUGCUUCACACGCUUCAUCAUCCGUCAGUAGCAAUCCUAUGAUGGCUUCCACACUACCUACGGUUGGGAGAUUUCCAUUUCCGGGAUGUGGAUGGAGGGCAGACUCACACAUUAAGGAACACCUGCCUGCUUCAAGCGGGCUCAUUGCCUUAAAUGCCACAACAAGCUAUCCGAUUGUUGAUGCUGAACCUAUGCAGACGAUGUUGAAACAUUCCGUGAUCCCCAAUGAGGGUGGACACACUUACCCAUUGCGCCCAGUAGCAACCGAAAUUAUCCUUCCAACACACCUUUGUUCGUUAAUCCUUCCAGAUGGGUUUUCUUCGGCGAUGGUUAGCAGAUUAAUGUAUACACACAUUGGAGAUUCCAUUUUGGCUCUGGGAAGCAAUGGUGUCCACAAAUUCUGGAGGUGGCAGAGCACUGAGACAAAUUUGAUUGCAAAGGCAACGUGUCGAAUAACAUCUAAAGUGUGGCAACCUUGUGCCGGAAUUGAAAUGAGAAAUGAUUUAAGUGAGGCUCGCAUGGAACACGCCAUUGCAUGCUUUGCUUUAGGAAAAACUGGCUUUUUUCUUUUGUCGGCAUCUGGUGGGAAAGUUUCCUUGUUCAGUAUGAACACAUUUAAGAAACUUUCAGCGUUAUUUUCAUGCCCACCCGCCGCAACAUCCCUUGCCUUUCUUCCUCAAGAUAACAAUGUUGUUGCAAUUGGCAUGGAUGACUCAUCUAUCUUGAUCUACAAUAUUCGUUUUGAUGAGAUCAAAUGCAAGCUCAAAGGUCAUCAAAGGAGUGUAACUGGUUUAGCAUUCUCUAAUGCCUCUAAUAUUCUUGUAUCAUCAGGAGCCGAUGCUCAGCUUUUUGUUUGGAGGCUGGAUGGAUGGGAGAAGCAGGCUUAUGCAGUUUUACAGAAUUGUCCUCGGGGUGGCGGUGCAGAAAAUCUUGUUACUCAGACUCGUAUCCAGUUGCAUUGUGAUCAGACUCGUCUUCUUGCUUUUAAUGAAACUCAAAUAUCAAUAUACUAUGUGUCAAACCUAGAGCGCAUAUCGCAGUGGACCCCCCAAGACUCAGGUCUUGCGAUUACAGAUGCAACUCUAUCUUGUGAUGGCCACUUACUAUAUGCGUGUUGCAACAACAGCAAAAUUUGUAUUUUUUGGCUUAGUGCUCAAGGGCUCAUUCCAAGGUGUAGGAUCAACCCUACAGCUUACUUGCCACACCAUAGCAUAAGUCAAGGCGUAAUUCCUCGCGUGAUCGCUGCUCAUCCAUCGGAAGCUAACCAGUUCGCGUUAGGGCUCAGUGAUGGUUCCGUGGCUGUGUUGGAGCCAUUGGAAUCUGAUGGGAAGUGGCUCGGGCACUCUUAUGCUUCCCGGGCCUGAUGUUUUCUUGAACUCCAUAUCUAGCCAUUAUAGAAAAAAAAACAACAUUAUGCAGUGGAAUGGCUUUUGCAGUUUUAUGAGUUAUUAUUAAAAAUAAUACCAAACUUAUUGGCUACCAUGUGCUUCGCACGGGCUUGGUUUUUAUGUGCGGGCUUGAAAUGUCUUGUUUUUCUUUCAUGUUGUCGUGUUUGCAUGAAUUUUUUAUUAGAACAGGGUGUAAAAGUUGGGUUUAUUGCCUCAUGUUAGCUCUCAUUCCUGGAUACGGGUUUGUAGA